Molecule: messenger RNA, 3051 nt
Organism: Perognathus longimembris pacificus (Pacific pocket mouse)
Lineage: Eukaryota; Metazoa; Chordata; Mammalia; Rodentia; Heteromyidae
Product: zinc finger protein 568-like
Exons: 9
Coding region: 743-2782 (679 amino acids)
Biological process (GO): regulation of transcription by RNA polymerase II
Molecular function (GO): DNA-binding transcription factor activity; RNA polymerase II cis-regulatory region sequence-specific DNA binding
Source: RefSeq, a predicted model, not a curated record
AAUUAUAGAUAAGGGUUUCAUGGACUUUCCUGCUUGGGCUGGCUUUGAUUCUUGAUCCUCAUAUUUCAGUCUCCUGAGUAGCUAGGACUACAGGAGUGAGCCACCGGUGGCCAGCUAGCUUAAGCAAUUUUAAACAUUGGUUACCUCACGGAUUCUGUGGACUGUGACUGUGUUGGUUAUUCUGGCUCCAGAAUCUCACAAAUUCAUCAGGGCAGCUGUUCUCAGAAGUCUGGACUUGGGCUAAAGCAUUUGUUUUCAAGGUGGCGACAAAUUAGCAUUAGCUGUGGGCAGUGUUCUCCCUAGGGUUCGUGGCAUGCCUGCAUAGUAUGGCAGGCAUCUGGCUUCACUCACAGUGCAUGCUCCAAAGUAUGUGAGAUAGAAGACCUGAUCUUGGAAGCUAUACACCAUCACUUCUACAGUGUCCUGCUGGUUAUUGAGAUCAACCCUUUUUAUUCUGAGAGCAAUGAAUACUUUCUCUACAAAAAGUAUGACUACUAGGACAUUGAUCAUUAGGGAUUAUCAUGGAGGUUGAUUACCACAGGGAUCCAGUGAAAAGCCAUCAGGUAAAUUAGAUUUACUUCCUAAGCCCACAGGUCCUGCUUCCAGAUACAUCUGUGGUGUGAGUGGAAAGAAUAUUGAGGAAUGGAAUUGCUGGACCUGCAGACUAUCUUGACCAUUCUACCCAGAGCAGGCACUAUCUGAAUGACAGGUCUAUGCUUAGAGGUCAUCAGUAGCUGUGACAAUGGACUUCUUGACCCAGAUGAUGCAAAAGAAAGCUUGGUGUCUGCAGGAUUCUGCACAUUCCAAGGAAGAAGAUACUACCAGCUCUCUUAAAACAGUGGCAUUUCAGGAUGUGGCUGUGGACCUCUCCCAGGAGGAAUGGCAGCAGAUGAAACCUGCUCAGAGGAACUUGUACCGAGAUGUGAUGUUGGAGACAUAUAGGAAUCUAGUCACAGUGGGUUGUCAAGUCACCAAGCCAGAUGUGAUCUUCAAGCUAGAACAAGAGGAGGAGCCAUGGGUGAUGGAAGAAGAGAUGUUUUGGAGACAUUCUCCAGAGUCCAGAAGAAGAGACAAGAAGUACUGUGUAUUUGAAGUCAUGGUGAACGGCUUGAGAUUCAAUGAUGUGGUCAUUUACUUCUCUCAACUGGAAUGGGAACACUUAAACUCUAUUCAGAAAGAUUUGUAUCGAGAUGUAAUGCUAGAUAACUACAACAACCUGGCCUCAUUGGGACUUUCUGAUAUUAAGCCACGUGUGAUCUCCUUAUUGGAGCAGGGGAAAGAGGCCUGGAUGGUUAUUAGGAAGACAACAGUGUGGCAUCCAGGAGCUCUCAUUCUCUUUCCCCUAGAAAUUGCAACAAGAAAAUACCUCUGCUUUCUUUCAGACUGUGAAUCUAGAAGGGUAACCAAGAAUAUAUCUCCAAAGGACAGUUCUUUCCACUUGCAAUGGUUUACUCUAACAACAAAAAAACAUACACACUCCUACCUCGACGGCAGCAGGCUCCCAGGUCGAUUGGAGCUGGAGAAUCGAGCGGAGCCUCGGGAGGGACACCUGCAACAGCCAGGGAAAACUUCGGCAGAAAGGCCCGCUUCUACUCAGCAUUCAACCCCGAAAGGCCCUCCGACACAUCAUACUGGAGAGAAAUCCUGUGAACGCACCAAGUGUCAGAAAGCUGUCAGGAGCCAGUCCCAUCCCAUUCUGCAUGGGAGAACUUGUGGUAAGGAAAAGGACUGUGAAUGCCAAGAGUGUGGGAAAAUCUUUGAUAGUGAGUCCAGCUUGAUUAAGCACCAGAGAGUUCAUAGAAGCAAAAAGGGCACUGAACAUAAGAAAGGGGCCCCAGACCAUGCUAAAGCUCAUAAGUGUAAGGAGUGUGGGAAAGCCUUUCAUUCUACCUCACAACUUAGACAGCACCAAAAGAUGCAUGCAGGUGAGAAACCCUUCAGAUGUCAGGAGUGUGGGAAGGCGUUUUCCUCUAAAGCCCAACUGAACCUUCACCACAGAGUCCACACAGAUGAGAAGUGCUUUGAGUGUAAGGAGUGUGGGAAGGCCUUUACCCGCCCCUCGCACCUUCUCCGACACCAGACUAUCCAUACAGGUGAGAAGCCCUAUAAGUGUAAGGAAUGCGGGAAAGCCUUUCGCUAUGACACACAGCUUAGUCUCCAUCAGAUCACUCACACUGGGGAGAAGCGCUAUGAGUGCAAGGAGUGUGGCAAUGUGUACAGCUGUGCCUCCCAACUGAGUCUGCACCAGAGGAUUCACACGGGUGAGAAACCCCACAAGUGUAAGGAGUGUGGGAAAGGGUUCAUCUCUGACUCCCACCUCCUGCGGCAUCAGAGUGUUCACACGGGGGAGAAGCCCUACAAGUGUAAGCAGUGUGGGAGUGCCUUCCGGCGUGGCUCGGAACUGACUCGCCACCAAAGAGCUCACGCUGGGGAGAAGCCCUACAAAUGUAAGGAAUGUGGAAAGGCCUUCACAUGUAGCACAGAACUAGUGAGACAUCAAAAAGUUCACACUGGUGACAGACCCCACAAGUGUAAGGAAUGUGGAAAGGCUUUCAUUCGAAGAUCAGAACUUACCCAUCACGAGAGAAGCCACACUGGUGAGAGGCCCUAUGAAUGUAAGGAGUGUGGGAAGGCCUUUGGGCGGGGCUCAGAACUUAAUCGACACCAGAAAAUUCACACUGGUGAGAAACCCUAUGAGUGUAAGCAGUGUGGGAAGGCCUUUAUUCGUGGCUCUCACCUCAGUCAGCAUCAAAGAAUUCAUGCAGGACAGAGGAGUGAUUAAAGGGAAAAAGCCCGGUUUUGAUGUAACACCUAUGGUGAAAUUAUAUAACUAAGUUCUUCCAGAAUUAGGCAUCAGAAAUCAAUUGGUAAAAUGCUAGAAAAUUCAUGAAGUAAGAAAAAGUGGGCAUGCCUUUUUGGUGUCUUAGAACCAAGUCAACCUCAGAGAACUUAAAAUUAGAGAAAUGAACCUUCAGGGCAUCUCAACAUCAGGGUUACUCACCUGCUAACAGUGUUCUGUUUUAUUCUUGCCAGUCUUAGAACUUGCAUUCA